Messenger RNA from Fundulus heteroclitus (mummichog), 9173 nucleotides. It is a transcript of the gene fasn, whose product is annotated as fatty acid synthase. Gene Ontology annotation, cellular component: cytoplasm. NCBI's taxonomy places the organism in Eukaryota, Metazoa, Chordata, Actinopteri, Cyprinodontiformes, Fundulidae. Gene Ontology annotation, molecular function: fatty acid synthase activity; phosphopantetheine binding; oxidoreductase activity. The transcript has 42 exons. The coding region runs from base 393 to 7943 and encodes 2516 amino acids. Gene Ontology annotation, biological process: fatty acid biosynthetic process. The record is from RefSeq and is a predicted model, not a curated record.
CUUUGCUUUAGGUUUAGUUCAACUUCAAGCUAGGAGCAAAGUGACUCGGGACGGUUAGGAAGAGAGUCAGUCUGAACCGGAGUAACCCCCUGCUAACAUCUUUUUUCCUCUUACGUCGGAGGUCAACGAAUUACUCCAUCAGUGGCUGGAUCCAGAAGCCCUGCCUCUCCUCUCAUUGGACUGUACCGUGCAGCGGCUGUCAGCCCAUGUGGCGUGGCCAGGCGGAAUACAGCACAUUUAUAUUCAUCAGACAAGAAAGAAGCGCCGAGGCUGAACAUACCGGGGAGGAGCCGGCCACCGACGACACCGAGCUGAACUGCUAACCAAUUCAGAACCAGAACACGACCCGACUGGUUGGACUGAGAAGUGUCUGCAGAACACAGAAAUCCAGGAUGGAUGAGAUCGUCAUAGCGGGAAUUUCUGGCCGUUUGCCAGAGUCUGAUAACCUGGAGGAAUUUUGGGAAAACCUCAUCAAUGGUGUAGAUAUGGUGACAGAGGACGACCGACGGUGGACACCAGGUCUGUAUGGUCUUCCCAAAAGGAAUGGCAAACUAAAGGACAUUAGUCAUUUUGAUGCACCUUUCUUUGGAGUCCACCCUAAACAAGCAAAUACCAUGGACCCCCAGCUCCGUCUAAUGUUGGAGGUUGCCUAUGAGGCUAUUGUGGAUGGAGGUCUGAAUCCAGGCACCAUGCGUGGUAGCAGGACAGGGGUGUAUGUGGGAGUGAGCGGCUCUGAGGCCAGCGAGGCCUUCAGCAGAGAUCCAGAGGAGCUGUUGGGCUACAGCAUGACGGGCUGUCAGCGGGCCAUGUUGGCCAACAGACUCUCUUACUUUUUUGACUUCAAAGGCCCCAGUGUUACCAUCGAUACAGCCUGCUCCUCAAGCCUGCUGGCUUUGGAAAAUGCCUUUCAUGCAAUUCGGCAGGGCCACAUUGAUGCUGCCCUGGUGGGAGGAGUCAACUUGCUGCUCAAGCCAAAUACUUCUGUCCAGUUUAUGAAACUGGGGAUGCUCAGUCCUGAAGGGACAUGCAAGUCUUUUGACUCAUCAGGAAAUGGAUACUGCCGUUCUGAAGCUGCUGUAGCAGUACUACUGACCAAGCGAUCUGCCACAAAGAGAGUCUAUGGAACCAUCAUCAAUGCAGGCAACAAUACGGAUGGAUACAAAGAGCAAGGUGUAACAUUCCCUUCAGGUGACAUGCAGCAGACUUUGGUUCGUUCUCUCUAUCAGGAGGCAAACGUAUCCCCUGAACAAGUGGAGUACAUAGAAGCUCACGGCACUGGAACAAAGGUUGGAGACCCACAGGAGGUGAAUGGGAUCGUCAGUGUUUUCUGUCAAGCAAAACGAGAGCCCCUGCUGAUUGGCUCCACUAAAUCCAACAUGGGCCACCCAGAACCUGCUUCUGGUCUAGCUGCCCUGGCAAAGGUGGUCCUGUCUUUGGAGCGAGGAACUUGGGCUCCCAACCUGCACUUUAAAGAUCCUAAUCCUGACAUCCCUGCCCUAAGUGAUGGUCGGGUUCGAGUUGUUGACCGGCCCAUUCCUGUUCGAGGAGGCAUUGUCGGGAUCAACUCCUUCGGAUUCGGUGGCUCGAACGUUCACGUCAUCCUUCGCCCAGCUGGUAAACCAUCAAAUACGACUUUACCGAGGACGGUUCCCAGAAUGCUUCCAGCAUGUGGCCGCACAGAGGCUGCAGUGAACGCGGUCAUCCAGAAGGGGAAGGAACACAGCACCGAUGAAAGCUUCUUGUCGUUGCUAAGCCGAGUGUCAGAAAUCCCAACUGCUAGCAUGCCCUACAGAGGUUAUGCUCUUCUUGGGUCUGACAGUGACAUAAAGGAGGUGCAGAUGGUGCAAGCGUCAGCCAGACCAUUGUGGUACAUCUGCUCUGGUAUGGGAACACAGUGGGCCGGUAUGGGCCGCAGUCUCAUGCAGCUGCCGGACUUCAGAGAGUCCAUUCUGCGGUCGGAUGUUGCCCUGAAGGACACUGGCCUGGUUGUGUCUCAGCUCCUCAGUGAAGCUGUUGAUGCCACCUUUGAGGACACCGUUAAUGCCUUUGUUGGUCUUGCUGCAAUACAGAUAGCCCUAAUUGAUCUGCUCAGAAAGAUGGGUCUUCAGCCUGAUGGCAUCAUAGGCCACUCGGUGGGAGAACUGGCCUGCGGAUAUGCUGACGGCUCCUUCACCCACAGCGAGGCCAUUCUGGCUGCCUACUGGAGAGGCCACUGCAUCAAAUUCGCCAACCUGCCUGCAGGAGGCAUGGCCGCAGUUGGGUUGACCUGGGAGGAGUGCAUCAGUCAGUGUCCUAAGGGAGUCGUUCCAGCCUGUCACAAUGCCGAGGAUUCUGUUACCAUCUCAGGUCCCGAGGAAGCAGUUCGUACAUUUGUGUCUGAAUUAAAGGAGCAAGGAGUGUUUGCAAAAGAGGUCCGCAGUGCCGGUGUGGCUUUCCAUUCCUACUACAUGGCCUCCAUUGCUCCUAGCUUGCUGGCUGCUCUAAAAAAGGUAAUCAAGGAGCCACGCCAGCGCUCCCCUCGUUGGGUCAGCACCAGCAUUCCUCAGUCUGAGUGGGACUCUCCUCUGGCUAAGUACAGCUCAGCUGACUACCACGUCAACAACCUGCUGAGCCCUGUGCUGUUUCAGGAGGCCCUCAGCCUGGUGCCUGAUAAUGCUGUGGUGGUGGAGAUAGCGCCUCAUGCUCUGCUGCAGGCCAUCCUUAAGCGCAGUCUGAAGCAGUCUUGUUCAAUCCUUCCUUUAAUGAAGAGAGGUCAUCCCAACAACCUUGAGUUCUUCCUCUCAAACAUUGGCAAACUCUACAUGAAUGGGAUCAACUUGGAUCCUAAUGGCUUGUACCCAGCGGUGAGCUACCCUGUGCCAGUUGGCACCCCGAUGAUCUCUCCCAUAGUGCAGUGGGACCAUUCUCAGGCUUGGGAUAUCCCUAAAGUAGAGCAUUUUUCUAACAGCUCAGGAGGAUCUAAAUCUGCCACCAUCUAUAAUAUUGAGAUAAACCCAGAGUCAGCGGACUACUAUCUCAUUGAACACUGCAUCGAUGGACGCUACCUCUACCCAGCAACGGGUUACCUGGUGCUGGCCUGGCGCACCUUGGUCAGGAGCCGCGGGGUUGCCAUGGAAAGCACUCCUAUCAACUUUGAGGAUGUGAACAUCCACAGGGCUACAAUCCUGCCAAAGUCUGGCUCUGUUCAGUUGGAGGUGCACCUCAUGCCGGCCACCAACAAGUUUGAGGUGUCGGAGAAUGGAAACCUGGUUGUUAGUGGUAAAGUAAGCAUCCUUGAGGACGCAGACCUUCAUCCGUUUCAAGUUCCCAUAAUUCAGGAAGAUGAGAAAAUAAAUGACCCCAGUAUGAAGCUUAAGUCACAUGACGUCUACAAAGAACUGCGACUCCGUGGCUACGACUAUGGAAAAGCUUUCCAAGGCAUCUUGGAGUCCAGCAGUGAAGGGGAUAGCGGAAAGCUGCAAUGGACAGGAAACUGGGUGACCUUUUUAGACACCAUGCUGCAGAUGAUGGUGGUCGGGCUACCGGGCCGCAGUUUGCGUUUGCCGACCAGAAUCCGCUCCGUGUCCAUUGAUCCUGCUGUCCAUCUGGACAAAGUGUGCAAGCACACAGAUGAAAUGCAAGCUGUUGAUGUCCAUGUCAGCCGCUGCCUGGACAGCAUCGUUGCUGGUGGAGUGCAACUCUCUGGUCUGCACGCCACUGUGGCCCCCCGAAGACAGCAGCAGCAGAGUCCCCCCACCCUGGAGGAGUUUGUGUUUGUACCCCAUGUGAUGACAGAGUGCCUUGCAACCAGUCAGACACAUGCAGAGCAGCUGGACCUUUGCAAAGCUUUAAUUCACCAACUCCAGCUGAAGUUGGCUCCUCAUGGUGUCAAGCUGCCGGUUGUUGGCUUAGCAGGAGACUCGGCGGAUUCUCCCCCCAGUCAGGAGGUGUCUGAGCCCUGCCUGGUGCGACUGCUGAGGCUCCUUUGUGGCCUGGAGCUGAACGGAAACCUUCACUCUGAACUGGAGCAGGUGGUUGUGAAGGAGCAGGCGUGUCUGCUGCAGGACGGUCUGCUGCACGGUCUGCUGGAUGAUCCAGUCCUUCGACACUGCCUGGACAUAAGCAUUGAAAACUGUACGCCAGGGAAGAUCAAAGUCUUGGAGGCUUUUGCAAAUGAUGGCCAGCUUUUCUCUCGUGUGGUCCCCCUCCUCAACAUUCAGCCGAUGCUGGAUGUUGACUACACUGCCACAGCAACACACCUGGAUCUUCUGUCUCCCCACGAACCUGCCCUGGAGGAACUGGCCGUGGCUUCAGCCCAAUGGAACCCACUUUAUGACCCAGCCUCUGGAAAACUGGCGGCUGGGGCAGACCUGGUUGUGUGUAAUCAUGCUUGGGGCGCCCUGAGGACCAAUCCCAGACAGCUGGUGGCUAACCUGGCUUCUGGAGCCAAAGAGCGGGGAUUUGUUCUUCUCCACACCUUGCUAAAGGGCCAGAUUCUGGGAGACACUGUGGCCGUCCUCACCAGCACUACCCAGGGCAACGAUCAACAUGGCCUGCUCACACAGGCUGAGUGGGAAAAAGUGUUCUCCGAGGCCAGCCUGACCCCGGUUGCUGUCAGGAAGUCGUUUUACGGCUCUAUUCUUUUCCUGUGUCGCCGCAAGUCUCCCAGCAAACAACCCGUCUAUUUACCUGUAGACAGCAGCGACUUUCUGUGGGUGGAAAAACUCAAGGCGAUACUGGCUGAUUCAUCAGACCAUCGUGUGUGGCUGACCGCCUCUCAGGCUCACAGUGGGGUUGUGGGAAUGGUUAACUGUCUGCGGCAGGAGCCCGGUGGCAACAGAAUACGCUGCAUGUUUGUGUCCAACCUAAACGACUCCUCAGCUACACCGAGCCUCCAGCCAGGCCAGAAAUCAAUGGAAUCAGUAUUGGAGGGAGAUCUGCUGAUGAAUGUGUUCAGAGAUGGACAGUGGGGCACUUUCAGACACCAGCUCAUCUCUCACGAUCUGAAGGAAGAGCUGACUGAUUCUGCAUUCAUCAAUGUGUUGACCCGAGGUGACCUGUCCUCCCUGCGCUGGAUUGCCUCCCCUCGCCAUCGCUCUGUGUCCAGCAGCCCCACCAUGCAGACGUGUCACGUCUACUACAGCUCUCUUAACUUCAGGGAUAUAAUGCUAGCUACUGGAAAACUGCCACCAGACGCUAUCCCAGGGGACAUGGCUCUACAGCAGUGCCUGCUGGGUAUGGAGUUUUCUGGUCGUGAUCCCGCCGGUCAGCGCGUCAUGGGGCUGCUGCCUGCUAAAGGCUUGGCGACGGUUGUUGACGCGGAUAAACGAUUCCUGUGGGAAGUUCCCCUCAGCUGGACAAUGGAGCAAGCCGCCUCUGUGCCGGUGGUUUAUGCCACCGCCUAUUACUCUCUGGUGGUGCGGGGAAGGCUUCGCCCUGGUGAAAGCGUUCUGAUCCACUCAGGGUCCGGGGGCGUCGGCCAGGCUGCCAUCGCUAUAGCCCUCAGCAAGAACUGCAGAGUUUUCACUACAGUCGGCUCAGGAGAGAAGAGGGCCUACCUGCAGGAGCGCUUCCCUCAACUGUCAGCAGAAUCCUUUGCUAACUCCAGAGAUACGUCUUUUGAGCAGCAUGUUCUGCUCCACACAAAGGGCAAAGGUGUGGACGUGGUUUUAAACUCUCUGGCCGAGGAGAAGCUUCAGGCUAGUAUCCGCUGUGUAGCCCGACAUGGACGGUUCUUGGAGAUUGGAAAAUUUGACCUUUCCAACAACUCUCCACUGGGUAUGGCUUUGUUCCUAAAGAAUGUGGCCUUUCACGGUAUCCUGCUGGAUGCUCUGUUCGAAGAAGGCAACAAGGAGUGGGAGGAAGUGUCCCAGCUGUUAAAGGAAGGCAUUUUGGCAGGUGUAGUUCAGCCUCUAAGGACUACAGUUUUUAAGAGAGACGAAGUUGAGCAAGCGUUCAGAUACAUGGCCCAGGGCAAGCACAUCGGCAAAGUUGUCCUGCAGAUCCGUUCUGAGGAGACCAGCACAGCCGUUCAGCCUGCUUCCCCUCUGCUCCUUCCCGCUAUUUGUCGUACUUCCUGCCGUCCGUCACAAUCCUACAUCAUCACGGGUGGACUUGGAGGUUUUGGUCUAGAGCUUGCUCAGUGGUUGAUUGAAAGAGGAGCCUGCAAAUUGGUGUUGACAUCUAGAUCAGGCGUCAGGAAUGGUUACCAGGCAAAGCGGAUUCACGAGUGGCAGAAACAGGGCGUGAACGUGCUGGUAUCCACCAGUGAUAUCAGCUCACUGAAGGGAACUGAGAAACUGAUUGCUGAAGCGCGUGCACUGGGCCCAGUGGGCGGAGUCUUCCAUCUCGCCAUGGUGUUGAAAGAUGGCAUGUUAGAGAAUCUGACGCCUGAGCUGUUUAUUGAUGUCAACAAACCAAAAUGCGACGGCACCAUGAAUCUGGACAAAGUGACAAGAAAGUCAUGUCCAGACCUUAGUUACUUUGUGGCCUUCUCCUCAAUCAGCUGUGGCCGUGGAAAUGCUGGCCAAAGUAACUAUGGUUAUGCCAACUCAGUGAUGGAACGUGUGUGCGAAAAACGCCGCUUCGAUGGCUUGCCUGGAUUAGCAGUCCAGUGGGGUGCCAUUGGAGAUGUGGGUGUGGUGCUGGAGACAAUGGGUGGAAACGAUGCAGUGAUUGGUGGCACCCUACCGCAACGCAUCACAUCCUGCCUAGAGGUGCUGGACUUCUUGCUGCAUCAAGAGCAGCCGGUGAUGUCUAGCUUUGUGUUGGCAGAGAGGACAACAGUGAGGAGUGAGGCAGGGAAUCAGAAAGACUUGGUGGAUGCUGUAGCCCACAUUCUUGGUGUACAGGAUGUGAACUGCCUAAACGCUGAUGCGUCAUUGGGAGACUUGGGCUUGGACUCUUUGAUGGGUGUUGAAGUCCGCCAGACCCUAGAGCGGGACUAUGACAUUGUGAUGGCCAUGAGGGAAAUCCGCCAACUCACAAUUAACAAACUGCGGGAGUUGGCCAAGAACAAGGCAGAAGGAACAAACGACUGUAGCAAGACCAAAGCCACGAAGGAUGCCGCUCGCUCUGUAUUGGAGUCUGAUCUGACCCAGGUGCUAGUGGACCCCAGUGGCCCCACUGUGAUACCACUCAACAACGUUGAGAGCCAGGAGAAACCCUUGUUCCUGGUCCAUCCCAUCGAAGGCUCCAUUUCUGCAUUCAAGACGCUGGCCUCCAAGCUUAGCAUGCCUUGCUUUGGCUUGCAGUGCACCAAAGCGGCUCCCCUUGAGAGCAUCCAGUCUCUGGCAGCAUACUACGUCAACUGCAUCAGGCAGCUUCAGCCAGAUGGGCCAUACAGGAUUGGGGGCUACUCUUUUGGUGCCUGUGUAGCCUUUGAAAUGUGCUCUCAGCUUCAGACUCAGGAUCAUUGUGUGGAGAAUCUGUUCUUGUUUGAUGGCUCACACUCCUAUGUGGCAGCUUACACACAGAGCUACAGGGCCAAGCUGACUCCAGGGAAGGAGUCGGAGGCUGAAACUGAGGCCAUGUGCGCCUUCAUCCAGCAGUUCACUGGCAUUGAAUACAACAAGCUGCUGGAGAAUCUCCUUCCACUCUCAGACCUGAAGGCUCGUGUCAAGGUGGCAGUGGACCUCAUCACCUCCAGCCACACCAACAUCAGCCGGGACUUGCUUGACUUUGCAGCUUCCACCUUUUAUCACAAGCUAAAAGCCGCUGAUGGAUAUGUACCUGCAACAAAAUACCAUGGCAACGUGGCGUUACUACGGGCCAAAACCAGCAGCGAAUAUGAACAAAACCUGGGAGAGGACUAUAAGCUUAGUGAGGUUUGUGAUGGGAAGGUGUCAGUUUAUGUCAUCGAAGGGGACCAUCGCAGUCUCCUGGAGGCAGAGGGAGUGGAGUCCAUCAGCAGCAUCAUUCAGAACUCGGUGGCUGGACCACGAGUCACCCCAAAAGAGGGCUAAACAAAAAAACCUGUUCAACCACAGGCUCCCCCUUAAUACCAGUUCCCCAGCAUUCCCACAAGAUCCCACUUCUAUAGUCUUAAAUUCAGGAUUUGUAGAGUUAACCCUUAUUCAUAGUGUCAAUCUUCUGAUGAAGUUUAUCUCAAAAUGAAGGUGUAGCAAGUUGUCAAUUCUUAGUAGUGAAAAAAGUAAAUGACAGCUGUAAUCUAACACUUUGCUGCCAGCAUGUUACUACUGUAAGCUUGUUCUGUUCCAUGUUACCAUUCAUUAUUUUACUCUUAGACAAAAACAAGGUCAUACAUACCUUUAUUUCACAUCUGUUUCCAUCCUAACCCCUGGGGAAGGUAAAACGCUGACACAUUCUUCAUUCUUGUGAAUCCACCAAACACACAAUCACAUAAAACAUGGCCUAUUUUUCUUUAGAAUAUGGUUUUGGGCACCUAUUAUUAUAAAAAUGAUUAUUGGAUCAUUACAACUUUGAGAGGGAGAAAUGACCAAACUAACCUCGACAACCAGUGGAUCGGCUUUUGUGUAGAUGAGUAUAACUCUGUACCCAAAGUGACAUUCAGAUAUUGUUGAGAAACAUGGAGUUUAUACAAGAGAUGUGUAACUUUUUUUUUCUCCUCUUUUUUUAUUAACGUUCGUUCUUGUGAAAAAGAACCGUUCUUUUUUUGAGAAACCAAUGGGAAGUUGCUGGUAGACUUGUGGGACUGCAGUGAAUCCAACGAAGCUGGAUGAGCGCCUCCACUGUUAGCCAAGCAGCUCUGUGGUUCUGCACGCCAACACACAACAGUGGAAAUAUUCACAUCCUUAUUUCAACGUUGUUUUUGCUUAGUUCUGAUGGAACUAUAUGCGAGUUAGCCUGCAUUGCUGUGAUCUGAUUUGUUUACUGACUUAAAGCACUUAAAACUUCCUGUACUGUAAUUACCUUAGCUGUGUGUUUCCUUUUCUACACUGACACCAACUUUAACUCAAGCAGUCUCCCUUGGUGAAAACACUGUAACAAGCUGGGCAUGAAACACUGUGAAUGAUUAUAUGGUGUGGAUGAUGAUGAUGCAUUGUCUGUCUUGGCAACACUGCACAUCACCUCUUGUUCUGUUUCCAGCUCUCUGAGACCUCAGUGGUCAAUGAAGGGGCAGGUGACUGCAGUGAGUGAAGUAAAGAUGCUCCCUUCUAGAAAUGAUUCCAGUGUUUAAAAGAAAUGAAUAAAUAAAAGCCUCUUGGUAAGAA